Messenger RNA from Ostrinia furnacalis (Asian corn borer), 1992 nucleotides. RefSeq names its product prostatic acid phosphatase. Bases 214 to 1344 code for a protein of 376 amino acids. Lineage: Eukaryota; Metazoa; Arthropoda; Insecta; Lepidoptera; Crambidae. Gene Ontology annotation, molecular function: phosphatase activity. The transcript is spliced from 7 exons. Gene Ontology annotation, biological process: dephosphorylation. The record is from RefSeq and is a predicted model, not a curated record.
UUUGUAUUUUUCCGUAGUUAUUAUGAUAUCUUGUGUUUUAGUGUUGAGUGGAACCUUUUCGUUGAUAAAUAUAAAAAUAACUGAUUGCGUUCAAACAAUUCAAUACCAUUUAUCCAUAUAAUUGAAAAACAUUAAAAUAUUAAUGAUUAAUCCAUAGGUAGUGCCCGUGACGAAAAAUCAGAGUUUAGACGAACAUAAAAGUAAUUUUGUGCGAUGCUAAAGUUAGCAUGUGUGUUGUUGCUAGCAACGAAUGCCCUAGCCGUUGACCUCAAAGGGACAGAAAUUGUCAUGACAUUUUUGGUGCAUCGCCAUGGCGACAGAACUCCCGUGGAGCCCACGUUAUCUUUCAGCACAAAUCCCAUCAAACUGGCUGAAUUAACCAUGCCUUACGGAUAUGGACAAUUGACAAAGGCCGGCAAAACCCGUGCCUACAAACUCGGUCAGUUCAUCAGGAACCGGUACAGGUUCAUAUCACCCCAGUACAACCGAUCCGAGGUGUACAUCAGGUCGACCGAUUCCACCAGGGCCAAGAUGACGGUCCUAUCGGUACUGGCUGCCAUGUACCCGGCCACGGAGAAAUUAUUUGACGAAGAUAUCAAGUGGACCCCGGUGCCGUAUACCACGGUGCCUAUGAAGUAUGAUUUUAACCUAGCAACACUCAACUGCCCAGUAUUCUCCAACAACUACAUAAAUCUAUUACCUGCAUCGUCAGACUACAUGAGCACCCAUGGCCCAGCUGUGGAUCUCCUGGCCAAGCAGACCAGUCGUCACGUGUCGCAGCUGACACCCACCCUUGCGUUUGCCAUCGUCGACGUGUAUAAUAGUCAGCUCAGCUUGGGAAUGCCCCUAAACAAUGAAAUUGACGCAGCAUGGCCUGAACUGCAAGCCGCCGCCGGCGCAGCCAUCGACAUCGUGUUCGGGGACGAAAACUACAUCGCUCUUGAGGCUGGGGUCCUCCUUAAUGAAUUCUACAAGGCUGCUUCUGGCGUCAUUUCUGGGACCGAAUCCAGGAGAUUCUGGAUAUACUCUGGCCAUGACCUGAACGUAUAUGGUCUUACUGCGGUGACGAAAGUCACUGAAAGGCAGGGUGUACCCAAGUACGCUUCAGCAUACGCUCUCGAGCUGAGGAAAGUGGUGGAGACAGGCAAAUAUGUUGUGGUGCCGGUCUACCUGCCAAGCCCAGGGGAAGAAUUAAAGUACCUAGAAAUAGAAGGAUGUGGUACCGUCUGCGAUUACCAGCAGUUUGUGAACAUCACCUCCAAAUAUGCCCUGGAUGAAACCACCUGGAGAGCCAGGUGUGGCUUCUCUGAUGACCUGGUUUUCGAUGAGGAUCAUCUUGCCUAAAUCCAAAUCGGGAGGUAGUUUGUAAGUGCAUGCUUUUGACACAGUAACUUUUGACAACGUAGAUUAUAAGGUUUUAUAAUAAUUGAGAUUUUGACAUUAAUUUUAAUUUUUGUGACACUUAGGUAAUAUAGAAAUUAGGAUUUCUACAUUUUAUAUACCUAGAAAAUUGUAUUAUGUAGAUUGUAGGUACUUUAGUGCAAGCCAAUAGAUUUCAGUAAGGUAGCAUAAAGCCGAAUAACUUUGACUUUGAAUUGAUAACAUACAUUCAUACCUAUUACCUAAUGAUACAGUCAACAGUCUAUAUCUAUUUUUUUUACUGGAAAAACUAUCAAAAAUCGCGGAAUAUACAUGGGGGUGAUUCGGCUUGACACUACUUUUUGGGACACCCUGUAUAUUAACCUAACAUAUUAUUAUGCUGAAAUAUAUUGGCAUGCAUGAUAACUAUAAAUGAAUAUCUCUUUUAAAAGUACGCAAGACUUAUUAUUUUAGGUCCCAGUAGGUGAGUACAUUGCAUUUUUAUUACAUGACUACUAUGUUUUUUAACAAUUGACUCAUUUUAGUUCGUAAGCUUUUAAUGAUUUGUGUGUGAUUUUGCAUGGAUUUGUAUUUUUUGAAUUAAUUGAUAAGGACAAAUACAAUUUUGAAUUA